Messenger RNA from Drosophila subobscura, 5306 nucleotides. RefSeq names its product protein abrupt (gene ab). The coding region runs from base 964 to 3729 and encodes 921 amino acids. Gene Ontology annotation, biological process: regulation of transcription by RNA polymerase II. Gene Ontology annotation, cellular component: nucleus. The transcript has 8 exons. Gene Ontology annotation, molecular function: protein binding. The record is from RefSeq and is a predicted model, not a curated record. NCBI's taxonomy places the organism in Eukaryota, Metazoa, Arthropoda, Insecta, Diptera, Drosophilidae.
AUUCCAGCAAUCAGACGGGCAGGUUCAAUUUGCCGUUUGUGCAGUGUUUGUCCCCCAGCGCAUUGAAAUCAAACUAAAUUCUAAAUCGGCAAAAAUUCGUGUCUAAUCCAUUUUAUAAAAGAGAAUAUAAACCCUAUUUGCUACCCUUCCUCGUCCAUAAACCAAAAAAAUUACACGCAAACUAACGCUCGUGUUUCAAAAGUGUUCAAAUUAUACAAUUGUGUCAUCGAACGACCACCAUUGACCACCCCCAGUGACCAAAACAUCAAGUGCUUCGAAAGAAAAUAGUGCAUGCGGUUGUGACGGCGACAGCGACUACGACUACGACUACCGAUCACAGUUAAUAGUCCAGAAGGAAAAGGAGCCCAUACAGUGCCAGCGCAUUGAGGCUGAGCAGGAGGAAGCAACAGAAAUACAAACAAAAUCAAUUGAAAGUGCAGCUGGAGCUGGAGCAGUGAAGGAAGAACUGCAAAAGCAGAAGGAAAAACCAGCUGAAAAUCGAAGAAGAACCUCUGAAAACUGGACACAGAAACGAGCAACAUCUGAAGCUGCAACUUCGCAAAUAUCAGCAGCGCUUCAGGGCCAGCAUUAUUAGCUCCGUCCAUGGCCGCAAGCAGAGUCCGGUGAAAAUGGACAAGGGCCGCCUGAGAUUGCCGCAACUUUCGCCAAACUAGCAGAAGGGAAGAGGAGAGCAAGAGCAGAGCAGAGCAGGAGACAUCUACGGCAAAGACUCUUUUGGGCAAAGUAAAUAUUUGCCAAAUCUCAACAAAAGGGCCACAACAAUAGCUGCGAAUUGAAUCGUAGCCGAGGAAUUAGCCACAAAGGAAGACGCAUUCUCGCGAGAGUCCAUUAAGAGCAAGGCCCGGCCCCCACACAAGAGCAAUCUCCCCAAAUCUUCCAACGGCUAGAAGCACGCACAGACCGACACCCAGGGAGCAGGUUGAGAGCCGACGGUCCACUUAAAUGACCGAGUCCACACAGCUGCAAACGGCGGAGAACAACAACGCGGGCGUGGUUAAAAUGGAGCCACCGCCACCGGCGACCUCCUCAACCUCCGGCCACGCGCUAUCCGCACUCUCCAUGGCGGCCACCGGCUCCGCCCUCUCCCCAGCCACACCGCCACCAUCCGCCCUGGGUCUGUCACAGCAUCAGCAUCAGCAUCAGAGCCAUCAGAGCCAUCAGAGCCAUCAUCAACAGCAGCAGCACUAUGCCCUCAAAUGGAACGACUUCCAGACCUCGAUACUCAGCUCGUUUCGGCAUCUGCGCGACGAGGAGGACUUUGUGGACGUGACCCUGGCCUGCGACGAGCGCUCCUUCACCGCCCACAAGGUGGUGCUCAGUGCCUGCAGUCCCUACUUCCGCAAGCUGCUCAAGGCCAAUCCCUGCGAGCAUCCAAUUGUCAUACUGCGCGAUGUGCGCAGCGACGAUGUCGAGAAUCUAUUGAGCUUUAUGUACAACGGUGAGGUGAAUGUCAGCCACGAACAGUUGCCCGACUUCCUGAAGACGGCGCAUCUGCUGCAGAUUCGUGGACUGGCGGAUGUCAAUGGGGGCUAUCCCUAUGCCAAGGCGCUGUCCGCCGCCCUCUCGCACAGCAGCAACAGCAGCAGCAGCCACAACAACAACCUCAGCAGCAGCCACAACAACAAUCUCUCGGAGAGCAGCAAGAUCAACAGCUAUCUGCCACAGACCCAGACACAGACAAUGCUGAACAACAGCAACAUCAGCAGCGGCAGCGGCAGCAACAGCGGAGUCCUCAACAGCAGUCACGGUUCACCCUUCAGCACGCCCCAGGCUCCAGCCUCAGUGCCUGCCUCGAGUGCCGCAGCGGCGGCAGCGGCAGCAGCAGCCUCACUGACCGCUGCCGUGGCAGCAGCCGCAGCUGCCACAGCCAGCGCUAAUGCCAGCUCGAGCAGCAGCAGCAGGGACCAGCUACAGGGCCAGAGCACAGGCAGUGGCAGUGGCACGCCCGCCAUCCAGGAGCUGAAGGCAUCGGCAGCGUCGCCCGUAAGAACACCCAAUCCCAAUCCCAGCAAAGCCAGCAGCAGCAACCAUUGGGACAUGGGCGAACUGGAGGGCAGCCGCAAGAGCCACCUCACGCCGCCGCCACAGAAGCGCAUCAAGAGCGCCGAUCUCUUCCGGGCACAGCAUGGCAUCAGCCCCGAGCGGCUGCUGCUCGAUCGUGAGUUUCCCGUGGCCGGACAGCACCCGCUGACGCGCAAUCGCGCCGGACGCGACACCUCCAAGGACCGGGAGCGUAACCUGGAGCUGCGCGAGUCCCUGCUGGGACAGGCGCUCGAAAACAGCAACGGACAGCAGGCGGCGAAUCAGCAGAAACACGAUCUCGGACAAAGUGCUGGCGAGGACUCGAACAGCAGCGAUACGGAGCCCUCGGAUCGGGGCGAUGGCCAGCAUGAUGGCACCCUCGAUGGCAUCGACAAUCAGCGCUCGCACUCGUUCCCCAAUGCAUUCCUCGGCCUGCAGGGCAUACCCGGGCUGUUGCCAGGACCCUCUGGAAUGGGCAGUGAUUUCGGAACAUUCCUGAAUGCCAAGAACAGCAUCAAGCAGGAGGCCAUCGAGCCGGAGGCGGAGACGGAGGAGGAGCCACAGCCGCAGCCACAUGAGGCACAUGCCGCGGAUCGUCGCCCGGCUGCCAGUAAGUUGGCGAAAAUAAUGCAGCGGCCGCAGUUGUCGCAGUUGUUCGAGCAGCGGCGCAGCCAUCAGCCGCAGCAGCAGCAGCAUCAUCACUCGACGCACCACCACCAUCACCAUCACCACAAUCCGCACCAGCACCACAACAACAACCACAACAACAACAACAAUAAUAAUUCCAAUACGAACCACAACAAGAGGAAGCGGAACCGCUCGGCCAACUCCUCGCCCACGCCCUCGGCGCGAUCCUGGAACGACAGCGAGGAGGAGCACGAGCCGGAGGAGAACAACCAGAACAACCACACCAACAACGACGAUGAGGAUGAUCGCUCGUCGUCUGCCUCCUCGGCCAUAUCGCUGACCAUGAAGCGGACACGGCAGUCCAGCGAGUCCACUCUCUAUCAGACGCUGCUGCUGAAGCAGGAGCAGCAGCAACAGCAACAACAGCAGCAGCAGCUGCAGCACUCACGGCACGAGGCAGCCCAGCAGCAGCAACAGCAGCAGCAACACCAACAGCAGCAGCAGCAACAACAAUAUCUGGAUGAGCUGCAACAGUCCGUGUCCGUGUCGCACCAGCAGCAGCUGACGGCCAAUCUGUUCAUGGCCCGCACCAUUGCGCUCAGCCGCUCCCGGGACUUUCCCGAACUCUUCCAGAACACCUCGGCGGCGGCCGUGGCAGCGGCAGCAGCAGCCGCAGCCAGUGCCACAGCCGCCACAGUGAGUCCGGGGAAAGGCAGUGGACCUGGACCCGGACCGGGUCCUGUGCCUGGUCCUGGACCCGGACCGGGAACCGGACCUGUGCCGGGCAGCAGCACGCCAAGCAGCAGCAGCAGCAGCAACUACAUGCUGCCCUGUCCGUUGUGCGAGACGCCGCUGGAGCAGCGCGUCUUCCGGCAGCAUCUGGACCGGCACUACCCGCGCGACAGUCCCGUGUGUCCGGUGAUCGAGUGCGGACGGCGCUUUGCCCAUCCCAACUCUGUGCGGAAUCACAUGCGCAUCAAGCACACCCUCCAGUGGGCCAAGAUGAAGGCCAUGCGCUCGUCCGGGGGCCCCUUUGCCGGCGGGCCUGACUUCAAAUGAAACUGCGAGGCGGCCCACUAGUGUCGCGGGCUAGACCUGUAAUACUCGUUACACCCCAUACCGUACCGUACUCCCCCCCCCCGCAAAGCUUUCUAGGUUGCUGCUUUCAGUCACACAAUGGCGACAAUAAAUCGAAUCUAACUUUAAAGUUUAAACAACACCCCAAUCUCGAGACACACUCGCAAUCUAUCGUAGGUAGCCAAAAGUAGUCCAAGUCCAAGUCAAAGGCGAAAGUCGUCGUCAUCCACUAUAAUUUUAGUAAUUGUAAGCGCACUGGAUGGAUCCUUUCCUAUAAGCCAACUACGUGGCACAGGAUCCAGUCAGCCGUGCCAUGCCCAUCCUUUGUUGCUCACUUCCUUCUUUUAUGUGUGUACAUUAUAUGUUAGCAUUGGGAAAAGGUUUCAAUCAGUUUCAGGAAUUUCUAAAACAUUUAUUUCACUCUUUGGAGACUUUUGUUCAAAUUAGUUCCACACACUUCCCCAUAACUACAGCAAAAAGAAACAGAAGAUAAUAAUGGAAUGGUUUCAAGCAGUUUCAUUCGCUUUCAAGAUCGAAACUAUUCAACUCUCAUUCGGAUUUGAUCACUCAAAGGAAGGAAGAGGCAGCAGAAGAUUGAGAUGAGCUUUAGAUGGAUUCUAGAGUCCAGAGAAGCUUCCUAGCAGACAAGUGGAUGAUCGCUUUUGGGUUUAGGAUACUUACAAACAAUUAUUACGUUCCUAUAUUCAAUAUAGUAUAUUAAAGAGUGCAGACAACUAAAGGCUCUGACAGUAUGUUUACCCAAAUGAAGAAAAUGAAAUUCCAAACAAAAUUUGAAUUGAUUUACAGUGCAAAGGGAUCUGUAGAAUAAAACUCCAGUAAACUCCAGUAAAAAUAUGUGCAGUAUUAUGAUUAAAACCAAUACCAAAAAAAACAAAAAACAAAGACAAAAAAAAGAAGAGAAUUACAACACAAGAAGAAUAAUAAUAUUAAUUGAUAGAAUUACAUAAGCAGACGUAUGUAAGCCAUUGAGAGGUUGGAGAAACUAUGUAGAUAAUGAGCUAAAACCAAGCAAACCACAAAAUUAUAUAUAUAUAUAUAAAAAACGAUGAUAUGAUGUAGUUAUAUUAUGGAUAUUGAUACUGAAACAAAAUAGAAUGUGCCUGCAUAAUAUAUUUUUAGCCAAACAAAACAAAAAACGAAGAAGAAAAAGAAAAAGAAAAUAAGAACAAACAAAAAUAACUAAAAGUAAAAGAAAACUAAAGUUGAAAAAAACCGAUUUGUAUUAGAGAAAAAGUUCAAAAUUGAUGGAAGAAUUUUGUUUUGAUUCGAUUUUCGAUUCCAUUCGAUUGGCGGCCGCUGGCUUUAAGUACUACAGAAACGAGCAGAUGGAAAACAUACGUAAAAAGGUUCCUAUAAUGUUAAUCAAAACUAAAAGAAAGAAAAGAAAAAACCCAAAACCAAAAAAAACCGAAACUUGGGCAAAAACUAGCGCAAGUAAUCGAUCAACUUUGAGGCUCGAUUCAAAAUAUAUAUCUAUAAAUUCCAUUUCGAAGCGGACAAUUUUACAAUUGUAGUUUAUAAAGCAUAUAGAAAAACGA